AUGAGGCCGCUGUAUCCCUCUGCAGGUGAGGACUCCAUUAGCACCUUGGGCCUGAUCCUCAGCGUGGGGCUGUCGCUGCUGCUCGUGUCCAUCCUCGGCUACAGCCUGGCCAAGUGGUACCAGCGUGGGUACUGCUGGGAGGGGCCUAAUUUUGUCUUCAACUUGUACCAAAUUCGGACCCUGAAGGACCUGGAAGUGGGGCCACCCUUCACCAUCAGUGGCCAUAUCAGCAGCCCGGAUGGCGGCUACACGAAGUUCUCCAAUGGGCUAGUGUGAUGGGGGCAGCAGCUGGCUUCUAGAGUCUGGGAGAGGAUCAGACUCCUGGCUUAGCGCUUGUACAUCCUGGGCUCUCCUCGGUUACCCUCCCUCUUCAGCAUCCUCAAGACCUGGCCUGGCCUCUGAAUGUGGAGAAUGAGGGGUCUUCUCUGAAGACUUCACUAGCCUGUGGCUUGAGAGUCCUGGGGACAGUCAGUCCUCUAGGGAGGGACUGGCCAGGCGGCAGCAGCCCUCUCACAGGAACCAGAGAGGUGG
Sciurus carolinensis (gray squirrel) is the source of this 531-nucleotide messenger RNA. RefSeq names its product small integral membrane protein 35 (gene Smim35). The record is from RefSeq and is a predicted model, not a curated record. NCBI's taxonomy places the organism in Eukaryota, Metazoa, Chordata, Mammalia, Rodentia, Sciuridae. Bases 1 to 276 code for a protein of 91 amino acids. The transcript has 5 exons.